Diachasmimorpha longicaudata is the source of this 1485-nucleotide messenger RNA. RefSeq lists its product as uncharacterized. Gene Ontology annotation, cellular component: mitochondrion. The record is from RefSeq and is a predicted model, not a curated record. The coding region runs from base 401 to 1093 and encodes 230 amino acids. NCBI's taxonomy places the organism in Eukaryota, Metazoa, Arthropoda, Insecta, Hymenoptera, Braconidae. Gene Ontology annotation, biological process: mitochondrial respiratory chain complex I assembly. The transcript is spliced from 4 exons.
GGGGAGCGAUUUUGGGGAAUUCUGGAGGAUAUUUCGUGUCCAGGUGUUCAAUAACAUUCUCCAGGUCAUUGUCCUCAAGGUGGGGAGCCAUUUCGACCCCCUCGACACAGCAAACAAUUAAACAAACAAAAAAAAGUGAAAAAUUUCAUGAAUAAAUGUCCAUACUGGAAUCUAGUACUAAAAUGGCGGCCAUAGGGACUCUAAAUACUCCCCACGCGAUCUCCAGACAUCCUCUACCCCAGCAAAUCGACUCUCUCCUCUUUCUCCAGGUGACACCCCCAAAUUAACCUCCCAAAACCAUCAACAUGGCCGCGAGGAACUCGCCAAGCCGUCUCUCACGUUAUGCAAUCCCCCAAAGUCUCGUCCCUUCAUCAUUAAUUACCCCUCAUUAUCAUCAGUGAUGGCAAUACGCACCUCCUCGUCCUUAUCGGACAUUCCCAAGGAAGCUGUUGUCGUCGAUGAGAAUGACGCCAUUAAUCACCAGUGGGAGACCAUCAAAUCCUGGCCAAAAUUAGCAGAAGUAUGGCCCUUUCGUAUUGGAAUUCCAUUGCUUGGAGCUGCUGGAACAAUUGGAGGACUUGUAAUUAACACACAUUUUAGACGAAAAUUAUCAUUAUACAGUUAUGGAAAGCUAGCGACUACUGUAGCAAUGGGAAUGGCACCUGCGGUGAUGAUUGCUGGAUCCCAUGCGAUAUUCGUCACUCACGACUUGUACCUGAACAAAACCCAGUGUCUGGUGUGCCUCCAGCAGAAGGCGAUUCUUCUCCAGCUGACGUUUGGAUUGGGUUAUCCUUUGACGUUGUCACCGCUCGCUAAUUUCAUGUACGCAACUCGUCAUGGAACCUACAGACUACCCUACUGGGGUGAUUACAAGGGAACAAUUAAACUCUGGUGGAAGUGGAUUGUCUCCGCGAGGGAGAAGUUCCUCCUUCUGAUCCUUUUUCACGCCUUCACUGCUGCUUUCCUAACCUACAAAGAGAAAGAGUCACUUCUGAAUGUUCAGCAGAAACUAUUGACUGUCGAGGCUGAGUACCUCGAGGAGUUGAAGUCCAGGGGGAAGGGUGGAAGCCCCGGGGGUGGAACACCCCAGUGAAUCAUCCUGAUGUCCCCACCCUCUGCAUUUAAUUAAAUUAAUUGAAAAAUUAUCAAUAAAUUCGUUGGAUUUUGGGGUUUUCCCAGGAUUCCACCUCCAAAACUCGAAUUUUUUUCCUUUUGGAGUCAACAAAUAGUCUUUUGUUUGUUAACCUGACCUUGGGGAAGGGUCAAGGGCGGGGGGGAAGUUAACCCCCUCCCCAUUACCCCCUGGGGAGGGCGUUAAAGUGGAAAUCACAUGUGACGUCACGUUAAUUUGUUGUAAAUUCGUUGCAAAAAACGAUUUUUCGACUGUUCAGACUCAUUUUUUAAUAAUAAUCAGUCGAAUAAUUGUUUAUAACACUCCCUCAAAUCAUUUAUAAUAAUAAUAAUCGGUUUUUAAGGCACCCAAAA